CUAUUUCCCGUUGAUCUGUUCGCUCACCCACUUAGAUCUUCUCUCCUCAAGGCCCUCACUUUCCUUAAUCUCUCAUUCAAUCCUUUCUCAGCCGCAUCGUAUUGAUACAAUACCUGAUGGGGGCACGGGAUGAGUUUAAACUGAAACCUGGAUGGUCUGAGUAAAAUACCUUUUUCGUUAAAUAACCCCAAAAUUUUUGUUCCUCAUAACCAGGUCGGGUUUGAGUUUGGUAAUCCGACUCAUUGUCAUUCCUAGAUGGAGCUGAGACAUAUUGGUUAAGCCCACCUAUCAAACUUAAGCAUGCCCAUUCGACCAAACCCACCUUCGCUCAGCAAUCAACAUGUAGAGGCAGAGGAAGAAGAGAGAAGCCACCAUUGAAGAGAAUAAAGCAGCGGUUCCAAUGGCAGAGCCACGAAAAUUAAGAGGUCACAAAGCUACAGCCACGUGCUGUAUUGCCUCGCGUGACCGCCCUGGCCUUGUUGCCACCUCCGGCGAGGAUGGUUGCAUUUGCUGGUUUGAUAUGCGAUGCAAAGAUGUGCAAUUUAUCAUGGAUGUUAGCAAUGAUCCUAUUUCAUCGUUGUCUUUCAAGUCAGGAAAUGAAGAUAUUAUUUAUGUUUCAUCAGAAAAGGAAAUAAAGUGUUUCGAUUUGCAUAAGCUGGAUGGUGCUUCUUGGAAGCCACUGGGAAGUUAUAACUAUAACAAAGAUGAGAUUAAUCAGAUUGCUUGUAAUUCAAGGUCAUCUUUUCUUGCUUCUGCAGAUGAUACAGGUGAUGUUAAGAUCAUUGACAUUCACCAGCACUGCAUCUACAAGACACUAAGAGCUGGCCAUGCAAGUAUCUGUAGCAGUGUUCAGUUCAUCCCUUGGAGACCAUGGGAAGUUAUUACUGGAGGCUUUGAUUCAAAAUUGAUUAUGUGGGACUUUUCCAAAGGUCACCCUUGCAAAAUUUUGGACUUUGGUUUGCCAGAAAUGAAUGGUUGUAGUACUGCAGGCCAAUGUUUUAAUCCUGCUUUUGUCCAUGCACUAGCAGUUCCAGAUGUCGAUAUGUCAGAUAAAUUAGGUAGAAUAUGUGUUGUAGCUAGGGGUGAUGGUGUUGUAGAUGUGAUUAAUAUUGAAUCAGAACUUACUGAUGUUAAGUCCAAAAGUUCAAUAAAAUCCAGGAAAGGAACUCAAUCAGUGUCAAAACACAGAAAUUCCUGGUGAUUUAGGAACUUCACAUCAGAAUGGAAGAAAGCGAUUGCAAUUGGAUUACUCAUUUGGUGGGCAUACUGGAGCUGUCUCUUGUGUGCAAUUUUCCAUGUUUGGGGAGAGGGGGAAAUUCAUAAU
Molecule: messenger RNA, 1324 nt
Organism: Carica papaya (papaya)
Lineage: Eukaryota; Viridiplantae; Streptophyta; Magnoliopsida; Brassicales; Caricaceae
Source: RefSeq, a predicted model, not a curated record